Callorhinchus milii (elephant shark) is the source of this 600-nucleotide messenger RNA. RefSeq names its product cysteine-rich PDZ-binding protein (gene cript). Gene Ontology annotation, biological process: cytoplasmic microtubule organization. Gene Ontology annotation, cellular component: dendrite. Bases 96 to 407 code for a protein of 103 amino acids. The transcript has 5 exons. NCBI's taxonomy places the organism in Eukaryota, Metazoa, Chordata, Chondrichthyes, Chimaeriformes, Callorhinchidae. The record is from RefSeq and is a predicted model, not a curated record. Gene Ontology annotation, molecular function: PDZ domain binding; microtubule binding.
AGGAGUCACGUGACGGGGGCCGCGCCACAACCACCGCAACAACACGAGAUCACCUUUGUGCGCAGCGCCGGGAGGGCGUCCCGAGGCGCUGAUGGAUGACAGAGCAGUGGAGAGGAGGUGAGAAGAAGCUGGGAAGGGUAAUAACUCCGGACACUUGGAAAGAUGGAUCGAGGAACACGACUGAAAGUGGCGGUCGGAGGAUAAACGAAAACAAAGCUCUGACUUCUAAAUCCUCGAGGUUUGAACCCUACGGAAGGAGGAGAUUUGCGAUAUGCAGAAUCUGCAAAAGUUCAGUCCAUCAGGCUGGUUCCAACUAUUGUCAAGGCUGUGCAUAUAAAAAAGGCAUCUGUGCAAUGUGUGGCAAGAAAAUCUUGGACACUAAGAACUACAAGCAGACAUCUGUAUAAAGACGCCUGAAAAUGAACUGAGGGAAUUCCAGAGGUAGGGGCGGGAUGGGGAUUAAGAUGCUGCGGGUCUUCAAAGUGUCUAGCUGCGAUGUGCAGUGAGUACAGUAACCGACCUCCACUUGACAUAGCGCAAAGUCCAUGUAUAUUUCUACUGUAGAAAGUAAAUUGUGAAUAAAGAUUUAUUUGCUUUGUA